AUGUCCUCAUUGCAGUCCACCCAGGCUGAACUUGAGGAAGGCGCGGGACUCGCCGCCGAAGGAGCGGAGAACGAGAUUUCGUCAGGCUCCGAGGCCGAGGAAGUCCACGACAAUGCUACCAAUCAACCAUCCACAUCGUCGUCGUCGAAAAAGAAGAAAAAGAAGAGAUCCAAGGCGGCAAAAGCGCUCCAGGCGUUGCGGCCCGGGUCUAACAUCCCUCAGUCCGUUGUAGAAGAGGUGCUCGAGAAAGUACGCGCUGAGCAAGGAGAAAGUGCGGAUGUAAACGAGGAGACCGUGCGCCAAGCGUUAGAUCAAAUGAAGAUUAUGGACGUGCUGAAAGGGAAGGCUGGUAUCGGGGGCAAGAAUAGGAAAGAUGCGGGCGAUCAUAAAUUCUGGGGCACACAACCGGUUCCCCAACUCGGUGGGGUCAGAGUUACUGUCCAUGAUGUAUGCGAGGAGCCUCCGCUUGCUGAUGGAUACAUCGAACCCCCGAAACCCCGCGAGGAAGUGAGGCAAGAACCGUACCCAUUGCCCAAAGACUUCACGUGGUCCCUUAUGGAUAUCAGCGAUUCUGUGCAGUUGAACGAAUUGCAUGAACUACUUUCUGGCCACUACGUCGAGGAUCCCAACGCGGCGUUCCGGUUUCUCUAUAGCCCUGAGUUUCUGCGAUGGGCACUCAUGCCGCCUGGAUAUCACAAGGAGUGGCAUAUCGGCGUACGUGUAGCGUCCAACAAGAAGCUCGUUGCAUUCAUCUCGGGGGUUCCUGUAACGAUGCGCGUUCGAGACAACCUGAUACACGCAAGCGAAAUUAACUAUCUAUGCGUUCAUAAGAAACUUCGUUCAAAGCGACUGGCGCCUGUAUUGAUCAAGGAAGUGACCCGCCAAUGUAACCUGAAGGGCAUCUUCCAAGCUGUGUACACUGCUGGCGUCCUUCUACCCACUCCAGUGACGACUUGCAGAUACUUUCACCGAUCGCUCAAUGUACCGAAGCUUGUCGACGUGAAGUUCAUGGGCGUACCGCGGAAUAUGACGCUCGCGCGGAUGAUCAGGUUGAACAAGUUACCAACCUCGCCGCACUUAGCAGGGCAUGGUUUACGUGAAAUGGAGGAAGCCGACGUUCCUGAAGUGGCCGAACUAUACGCCAGGUAUAUGAAACGGUUCGAUUUGUCGGUGUUGAUGACGCUUGACGACAUUCGUCACCAUCUCCUGAGCGGGAAGGGAACUGGACACAAAGCGGAGCCGUUCGCAGGCAGGAGGGCGGAUCAGGUCACCUGGACGUAUGUGGUCGAGAACCCGGAGACGCACAAAAUCACGGAUUUCUUCUCGUUCUACUUUCUUCCAUCGACGAUUAUCGACAACCCGAAGCAUAACCUACUCGAAGUGGCGUAUCUGUUCUAUUACGCAACUGAUGUUGCCUUCCUACCAGACGGGGACUCGGGUGGUCGGCUCAAAAAGCGCUUGAACGAGUUGGUUGGUGAUGCGCUGAUCAUCGCCGACCAAGCCAAGUUCGACGUCUUCAACGCACUAACACUUAUGGAUAAUGUGGAUUUCUUAUCAGAGCAAAAGUUCGGCCAAGGCGAUGGCCUACUCAAUUACUAUCUGUACAACUGGAGAACCUCGCCGUUGGCGGGAGUCAAUGCGCUCGGAGAUAAGAAAAUUGGAAGCGGGGUCGGUUUGGUCAUGUUGUGA
Molecule: messenger RNA, 1689 nt
Organism: Punctularia strigosozonata HHB-11173 SS5
Lineage: Eukaryota; Fungi; Basidiomycota; Agaricomycetes; Corticiales; Punctulariaceae
Product: N-myristoyl transferase
Exons: 9
Coding region: 1-1689 (562 amino acids)
Biological process (GO): N-terminal peptidyl-glycine N-myristoylation
Cellular component (GO): cytoplasm
Molecular function (GO): glycylpeptide N-tetradecanoyltransferase activity
Source: RefSeq, a predicted model, not a curated record